This is a messenger RNA of Lycium barbarum (goji berry), 441 nucleotides long. RefSeq lists its product as uncharacterized. NCBI's taxonomy places the organism in Eukaryota, Viridiplantae, Streptophyta, Magnoliopsida, Solanales, Solanaceae. The transcript has a single exon. The coding region runs from base 1 to 441 and encodes 146 amino acids. The record is from RefSeq and is a predicted model, not a curated record.
AUGACAAAGAAUGAUCUUAUAACUAUGCAGAGAUUCUCAAUAAAUAAGGUGUAUCUCAAGCUAAUUGGAGACUAUCCCAAGGUGACCUGGAGGAAAAUUACUCGCAACAACCCUGGAUUUCCCAAAUGGAUCUUUAUACUCUACUUGGCUAUCAAUAGGAGACUAUAUACCAAAGAUAGACUGAUUAGCUGGGGAAUGCCUAUGAGCCCAUUGUGUGCACUGUGUGGGAUAGAAAAUGAAACCAUAGACCAGUUGUUCUUCAAGUGCUCUGUAUCUGCAUCUGUAUGGGAAAAACUAUUGAGGUGGCAAGGGAUUAAUAGGGCAACAUUGACGUGGGAGGAAGAACUAUUAUGCUGUGAAACUGGAUUUACUGGAAAGAACUGCACUACUACAAUGUAUAGAAUCACACUUGCAACAGCCAUUUAUGAGCUGUGGAUAUAA